This is a messenger RNA of Plasmopara halstedii, 927 nucleotides long. RefSeq lists its product as uncharacterized. Bases 1 to 927 code for a protein of 308 amino acids. The record is from RefSeq and is a predicted model, not a curated record. The transcript has a single exon. Lineage: Eukaryota; Oomycota; Peronosporomycetes; Peronosporales; Peronosporaceae.
AUGAUUAUCAACAACGAGCGUCUUGUGAUACCGUCAAGUCGCUCCACAUCAUUUCAACUCGUUAAAAUACCGUGCAUGACGAACGUACGAAUGCUCAUUAACCAGUUCCAGACCGCUCCAUGUACAAAGUCUGUGACGAAGGCAGAGUUACCUCUGCAGACGAAGUUCAAAUUGCGCGUUAAAGAAAUGGUCAGCCUCUUCGAUCAAAUGCAAAAUCAGGAUUGUCUAGGUGACCAGGCAGUUAAAGAAGAGGAUAGUGCUGUGGCUGCGAUGCCUGCAAAAACUACUAAUUUCAAGUGCCUUGAGAUCUCUACUUUCCAGGACCAAAUAAAAUUCGACUUGAGAUCAACAACUACGUCUAUGUCAAUGUGCUGCUCGAACGUGCCCCGCAGUCCGUCAACAUGUUCAUGUAUUUCGACUGCUUCAUUGGACUCACAAUCAAGCAUAAUGGAUCCAUUUUCACCUGACCUUCUGCAACUAUCAGGCGAGGACGGUAAAAAAAUACCGAUCGAUGUUGAAAGUUGUUCGAAUGAUUCUUUGAUCGCAAGGAAUCUGCAAUCGACGAUCCUCUCGAAGCUGGUUCCCAAAACGUCUUGCUGCCAUGAGUCAGUUAGUGGAAAAUUACUGCCUUCUGAGAUAAAAGAGGCAACGAGGCUACCCCCAAUACCGGCCAAACUUUGUCGGUCUUUGAUCUCGGCAACGAUGGCGUUUCCAUCAGAAAAAGCACUCUGUCUCUCCUCUAUUUCGACACGCAGCUCCGCGACUCGGGUUCCUUCUCAAAGUGCGAGAGGCCGUAGAAAUUCAGCAUCUAUCUCUCGAUAUCUGAACUAUGACAGCUCUCCUCGUUAUGCAGCCACAAAGGCUAUUAAUUUGGAGCGACGUUAUAAAUUAGAGAAGCGUAAUCGCUAUCGAUGUCUUUUAACUUAA